AUGCGUGUUGAGAAGUGUUAUUUCUGCUCGACGAAUGUGUAUCCGGGACAUGGUUCUGCGUUUGUGAGGAACGACGCCAAAGUCUUCCGCUUCUGCACAUCAAAAUGUCACAAGAACUUCAAGAUGAAGCGCAAUCCCCGUAAAGUGCGGUGGACGAAGGCGUUCAGGAAGGCGGCGGGCAAGGAGAUGACCGUGGACUCAACGAUCGACUUCGAGAAGCGCCGCAACGUCCCCGUCCGCUACGAUCGCGAGCUCGUCCAGACCACGAUCAAGGCCAUGAAGCGCGUCGGCGAGAUCAAGCAGAAGCGCGAGCACGCCUUCUGGAAGAAUCGCAUGGCCGUCGCCCGCGAAAAGCAGAAGGCGCACCGCGUCAAGACGAAGGAGGCGCUCAAGGCGAAGGCCUCUGCAAAAUUGGUCGAGCCGAUGGCUGGCGUCGAGUCCACGUCCCCCAUUCGCGAAAAGAUCAAGGUUCCUGUCAAGAAGAGCCGGAGCGCACUCGUGCCCGGAGGCGGGCAGUCCAUGGGGAUGGACGUGGACUGA
This is a messenger RNA of Schizophyllum commune H4-8, 540 nucleotides long. RefSeq names its product ribosome biogenesis protein RLP24. NCBI's taxonomy places the organism in Eukaryota, Fungi, Basidiomycota, Agaricomycetes, Agaricales, Schizophyllaceae. Bases 1 to 540 code for a protein of 179 amino acids. Gene Ontology annotation, biological process: ribosomal large subunit biogenesis. Gene Ontology annotation, cellular component: nucleolus. The transcript is spliced from 6 exons. The record is from RefSeq and is a predicted model, not a curated record.